AUGGACUCAAUCAAUGGGGUUGAUCAAUCAAAAUAUUCAUUUUGGUCUAGAGUUCAUGAAUAUUAUGAGAAAAACAAAAAAUCUAUAUCUUCUGAACGUAGUUCAUGCUCUAUUAGAAAUAAAUGGUCUACUAUCCAACUUGCUACAAAUAAGUUUUGUGGGGCCUUAGCUCAAAUUGAAAGAAGGUCUCCAAGUGGGGCUAAUGAGCAAGAUAAGAUUGAGAAAGCCAAAGAGUUCUACCGAAAAUCUGUGGCUGAGGGUAGCAGUAUGAAAGCUAAAAGAAGAUCAAUAAUUCGAGAUGGUCAUGCACCAGAGUUCAUAGAUGAAGAUACUGCAGCACCAUCUUUAGAUGUGAAUUUAGAGAGACCAAUUGGAAAGAAGGAUGCAAAGAAGCGAAAGAGGCAAGAGGAUAACUCUACCAAUCUUACUGAUCUGGUGAUUGAAAUAAAAGGGGAGAGAAUCAAAUCUAAUGUUGAGAAGGGAGAAAUUAGGAAAGAGUAUGCCCGCAUUGCAAAAGAAAGGCUUGAAUUGGAUAAACAGAAAGAAGAGAAUGAAAUCAUGAGGAGGAAGUUAGAAAUUAUGAGAGUAGAUGUAUCAACUUUAUCUCCAACGCAACAAGAGUAUUUUCGUACCCUCCAAUUGGAAAUACUUAAGAAACAAAAGUCUAGAAAGCCAUGA
Molecule: messenger RNA, 678 nt
Organism: Humulus lupulus (European hop)
Lineage: Eukaryota; Viridiplantae; Streptophyta; Magnoliopsida; Rosales; Cannabaceae
Exons: 3
Coding region: 1-678 (225 amino acids)
Source: RefSeq, a predicted model, not a curated record